GUUUACCAGAUGACCCUACCGCCUGCGUACUUGUGACGAGGUUUGGUCGCCUUCUUGUAGGCGCGAGUACAGGGUUGCCUUGACUGGUUGUUGUCUGUCACUUUUCUUUAUAAAUAUAAAUAAGAUCAUGUAUAAUCCAGGACGUAUUCAACUAUUCAAUCUACUGAACGGGAUUUUAUGCGUUUAUAAAUCGCCUGGGUUAAGUGUUGAAAAACUAACCAGAAAUGUGAAAUGCUCAUUGGCCAAUGGUUUGUCACUGUAUAUGAAAUCAGAUGUUUUCCUUCCUAAUAGCUUUUAAUUCACUUCCAGCUGAGAAACAGUCUAUCAGAACAACUAUUCAGACAUCCAGUGAUGUCAACUGUACUCAGCCGAAAAUAAUUACAGAACCUGAUAUUGUUGAUAGUGAUCUUGGUACUUGAGUAAUGCAUUUCAUUUAUUUAUUUAUCUAAUUCAAGUAUUGGGUAGACGUUUUCUUCCAGGAGAUAUUAUGUUAUAUCCUAUUGAUUCCCUUAGUGAUUUCAUGUCUGGUGUGCAAGUCUAUGGCAUUGGAGAAGAUGGUAUUUACAACUAUGCUGAUAAAUUCGAACAAUCUUCUUGGCUUAAAACCUAUCACUUAACAUGCAUGAUGGGACGUGCAUCUACUGAUGGAACAGCUAAUAGUACAACAUUACUAAGAGCUUCAUGGAGACAUGUUCAAAAAUGCAAAAUAGAUCAGGUUCUUAUAGGACUACAAGCUCAAUUCAAUGCUUCUGAAUUAUUACAAGCAGGAUUUCGUCCUAACUCACAAAGCGCAUAUUUAGCACUAUGUGGUCGUGAAGCUGGCAGUGAUCUUCGUCCGGUGAAACCUACACGCGACGUAGAUUAUAAAGGAGAGGAACAGUUACUCUCACCAUGGGAACGUCCAAUGCCGGAUGAAAACCGAAAUCCCAAAACAAUACCUAAUCGUAAAUAUGAGUGGGAAGAAGAAAGAAGACAAAUGGCACCUUAUGUAAACGCAAUGCGUUGUGUGGAUUUUGAUCCUCCAUUUUUUACAAUUGAAAUUCAAGUUAUCCAUGAAACAUUAAAAUUUUUCAUCGAUUUAGUUGGUAAUCUUGGUCCAAAAUUACGUACAGCUACAUUAUUAUCAAAGGCUAGACGUGUUAGACAUGGACCAAUAACAGCAGAAAAUUCAUUACUUAUGAAGCAUUUACAUAGUAUACCUGUCGAAUUUUAUCAUGAAUUCGUUCAGUGUAUUAAUGAUCUUUUAAUGGAAAAUAAAAAGCAUGAUAAACAUCCAUCUCUACCAAUAGUAGAAAUGGAUGUUGAUGAUGAAGAUCCUGACUUGUUAAAACUUUUAAUGAAUCGUACACAAGGUAAAUAUAGUUAUCAUGUCUAUGAAAAUUUGUUUAAAUGUAAUCAAUUAUGUUCAAUGGGUUUUCAGUCUACGGAACAAAAGAAAAAUCGUAUGAUUCCAAUAAAUUUUUAAUAUUUAUUGUUUGUAUAUUCAUUACAGUGUGUAUAUAAUGUUUUAAUAUAUUAAUUGUAUAUACAUUCUG
Messenger RNA from Schistosoma rodhaini, 1535 nucleotides. NCBI's taxonomy places the organism in Eukaryota, Metazoa, Platyhelminthes, Trematoda, Strigeidida, Schistosomatidae. The record is from the annotation of a GenBank genome assembly.